Messenger RNA from Equus caballus (horse), 960 nucleotides. RefSeq names its product olfactory receptor family 8 subfamily K member 78 (gene OR8K78). Gene Ontology annotation, cellular component: membrane. The record is from RefSeq and is a predicted model, not a curated record. Gene Ontology annotation, biological process: G protein-coupled receptor signaling pathway; sensory perception of smell. Gene Ontology annotation, molecular function: olfactory receptor activity; odorant binding; G protein-coupled receptor activity. NCBI's taxonomy places the organism in Eukaryota, Metazoa, Chordata, Mammalia, Perissodactyla, Equidae.
AUGGAAAAACACAAUAUAACCGUGCUGAAAGAAUUCAUUCUUAUAGGAAUCACAGAUCGUCCUGAGCUACAGGAUCCAUUAUUUGGGAUCUUCCUCAUCAUCUACAUCGUUUCAGUCGUGGGCAACUUGGGCAUGGUCAUUCUCACCAAGAUGGACUCCAGGCUACAAACACCCAUGUACUUUUUCCUCAGACAUCUGGCGUUUACUGAUUUUGGUUAUUCAACAACUGUGGUCCCCAAAAUGUUAGUAAACUUUGUUGUGGAUCAAAAUACCAUAUCCUAUUAUUUUUGUGCCACGCAGCUGGCUUUUUUCAUCAUGUUCAUCGAUAGUGAACUUUUUAUUCUGUCCGCAAUGGUCUAUGACCGCUGUGUGGCCAUCUGUGACCCUCUGGUCUACACAGUCAUCAUGUCCCAAAGGCUAUGUCAGGUGCUGGUGGCAGUCCCAUAUCUCUACAGCACACUUAUUUCUCUUAUAAUCACUGUGAAUAUUUUUAGUUUAUACUUCUGUGGUUAUAAUGUCAUCAGACAUUUCUACUGUGACAGUCUUCCUUUGUUAUCUUUGCUCUGCUCAAACACACAUGUAAUUGAAUUGAUUAUUCUGAUUUUCUCAGCUUUUAAUUUGAUUUUCUCCCUUCUGAUAGUUCUUGUGUCUUACCUGCUCAUCCUUAUAGCCAUUCUCAGGAUGAACUCUGCUGAGGGUAGACGCAAGGCUUUUUCUACCUGUGCUUCCCACCUGACAGUGGUCACAGUGUUCUAUGGGACUUUGAUAUUUAUGUAUGUGCAGCCCAAGUCUGGUCAUUCCUUUGACACUGAUAAAGUGGCUUCCGUAUUUUACACCCUUGUUAUCCCCACGUUGAAUCCCUUGAUCUAUAGCUUGAGGAACAAAGAUGUAAAAUUUGCUUUACAAAGGAUGUGGAAAAAAUAUGCAAUAUCUUCUCUUAAGGUUUGCUGUCCAAUGUGA